Messenger RNA from Exophiala xenobiotica, 3706 nucleotides. RefSeq lists its product as uncharacterized. The coding region runs from base 162 to 3368 and encodes 1068 amino acids. Gene Ontology annotation, biological process: eisosome assembly. Lineage: Eukaryota; Fungi; Ascomycota; Eurotiomycetes; Chaetothyriales; Herpotrichiellaceae. The record is from RefSeq and is a predicted model, not a curated record. The transcript has 4 exons.
GCGGCAACUGUAGAAAGCUCUUUUUCUCUGUAUUGUAAGCUGGCAGUGCUUGUUACACCUCAAGCUGCGCCAGUUCAUUCGCAUUCUUAUGUCGUGGUAGUGUCGCUGUCGCUCAAAGCACUGUCAUACCUUCAUUUAUCUGCGUCAUUCGGCCAAGAAACAUGUCGGCAACCAGUGCCACUCCGCGCUCCAGCUUCUCCCACUCCAACAAGCUGGAAGACCAAGCAGCAUCAGCAGCUUUACGUGACUCUCGAGAUACUGCUCGAAAGCGAAGCUCCUCCUCCGUUCUUGACGGGGACGGCCGGCUAUCUUCUGCCAGUGCCGCCCUAUCGCUAAAGUACGCUCGAGCCCAAGACCUACCUUCUUAUCCCUCGACUGGAGGAGUAAAAUUAGCCUCCGCCGGCGCAGCCGCCAGUCUCGCAGAGUCAAACAAGAAACCCUUCGAACAUUGGACGCCGAGUUCAAUUCCUGCAGCAAACACAGCUGCCACUAUAGCAAAGGAUUACGAGAUGGAGCCGCUAUGGCAGCCAGAGUCCAGCAAAGCUGGCUCAAAAGCCGCAAUCGCCGCACAGAGAGAUUCUGCGCCGGUAGACAUUUGGAAGGCGCCGGAAACGGAGCAGGGUUCCUCUGCUGCGUCUUCUGCGCUUCACAAUCAAUUCUCUCCGCCUGCGAUAACCGAGAGGGAAGUCUCGUCCGAUGGUCGCAAAAAGGCACUUCUAGCCGCCACAGCAUCCAUGUCAAGUGGAAGACGCCGGGCCGAAUCAGCACCUAUGCGGCCGCAACCACCACAAGGCAACUCUGCAUGGGCCCUCAAGGCGGCAGGAUCAGUACAUGGACGGAAACCUUCUGAUGCACCAGCACCGCAGGCAGUCGAUAUGUUGGGCGCGGAUCCAGCCAGAGUCCAGAACAUCGCCCGAAAUAAUGUUAACAGACAGAUGUAUACCGCAAACCCUCCGGUCGCAAUUGAGGUUGAGGAGAAGAAUCGGCAGGACACUUUGCGUGCAUCUGCAGUAGCCAUGGCGCGGAAGAUGUAUGCCAUUCAACAAGCACAAAUUGAUGAAGCAAAGGGAUCCCGUCGGUCAGACAGUCAUUUUGCCGCAUACACUGCCCGGCAGAGAGCACUAUCAGAUGCAGCGAAUCAAGUUGUGCCCGAAGAGGCUCCUCGAUACGAGAACCUAGAGGAAGCUGCGCGCAGGUUGGCGCAGGAGCGUUUGUCUAGAUUACAUGACGAACACGCAGAAUACCGACAGUACUAUGGUCAGCAGUCGCCACCUAAACAGUCUCGACUAACGAUACGGCGCGGUCGGAGGACCCCCAAUCUCCAACAGGAGGAUAGUGACUCAGAUGAAGAGCAGUCUCGGAAGAUCAGAUCGCAAAUGUCCAUCUUCCAGAGCAAGUUGGCUGAGGUUGACGGCAAGAAGCGACAAGCCGACAGAGAUGCAUUGCUGGCAAUUGCUCACAAGAAUGUCACUGCACGUAUGAAUGCAAUAGAUGAAAAGGUGUUUAGUGAGACGGGCAAGACAAGCCCUCAACAACGAGAACUAUGGGAGCGACAAGCUCGAGAAAGAGCUCAACGAGAAAGCGACGAAAGAAUGAUCAAUGUUGGGAAAGUCCAUAUUGGAGGUGGCAAAUAUCUGGAGCAGUCAGAGAUCGAUGCUAUUGCGAAGGCUCGGUUGCAACCAACCUUGGACGAAAUCACCGAGAAGGCUGAAAAGCAACGAGCCAGGGAUGAGGAAAUCAGGCAAGAGCAAGAAAGAAUCAAGGCUGAGCAGGAAGCCGAGAAAUCGCGUCUAGCACAAGAGAAAGCAGAACAGAGGGCCGCAGCUGAACGAGAAAAAGCUGAAGCCAAGGCUCAAAGAGCUGAAGAGAAACGAGUUCAGCAUGAGCAAAAACAUGAAGAACGACGUAUCAAGACCGAACAAAAGGCUGCCGAAAGGAAGGCACGCGACGAGGCUAGAGCGGCCGCUGAUGAGGAGAAGAGACAGUCGGGAGCCACUAAGCCUCGGAUCCUGCCCAGCUUCCUCUCGAAAGGAGCUGCAGGAGGAGGAACAGCCGCAGCUGUUGACGGCACGGCACAUGCAUCAGAGGGCACCGCAGGAACUAUGACGGUGCCCGAAGUGGAGCCUGGGGAGAUCACUGGAGACACUGUUCACGACCAGGUCACACUCGAUGCAGGUGAAGCCGCCUAUGCUGUUGCCGCCAUUGACGUCGAAGAUGAGGCGGCAAUCAAGCCGACGGCAGAGUCAAGAGACGCAGAGGAUGUUGGCCUCAAGGACGAGACUCACGGUCACCCAUAUACGGCGGCACAGGAACCAACAUCACCCACGUUCCCCGCCUCGCCAGCCUCGCCGUCUAAGCGAGAUUCGAAGGUGAAGUCCUGGUUCAAGAGAUUCAGGAGUGGAAGCAAAACAGAGAACGAAUCGGAGACGCCAGCUCUGCGAGAUGGAGAGCCUGAUCCCAUGGGAACGGGUCGGACUGCCGAACCGAUCAAGAGUACGGAGGAAGAGGACAAGCACGAGUCUGAUUCUAUUCGCGACGUCGCUCUGGCGGGUCGAAAGAGUGAAGCAGAAACGGACGACAUGUACGGCGACUCUAACCGGCCAGAGGGAAGAGUCUCUCCAGUACAUGACGAGCCGACGAGCCAUCAGAUUGUCACCGGAGGUACCGAGCCAGAGAGGUCGGUCAGCCCAGUGUCUGAAUCAUCUGAGCUCAGUCAGGAACCGUUUGUGAUUGCUGCUGAUGUGGCCUCUUCGAGGUAUUCAGCAGACGCCGGAGGAUCAAAGCGAGACUCUGGUAUGGACCAGGCUGGAGCCGUAUCCGACACCGACUCCGAGCCUCGAGGUAGGAAAGGCUUCCGCGAGCGACUCCUCAAGAAGGUCAUCCCUGGCAGGCACAAGGACGAGGAUAAGCAUAAGUCUGCCACAGAGACCGCUGCAGUAAAACCGACAUCCCCUAUUGCAGAGGAAACCACCCACUACCAGACCACAGAACCAGCGGAGCAUGCUCCGACUGAUGAGACUCACGCCAACCCGGACCCUCAAGUCCUUGCAAAGACCGAACCAUUGAGGGAGAAGAUCCAGGAGCCGUCGACAACCUCGACUGAAGCCGCCAACACCGCGACAGAUGCAACGACCCCAGCACUAACGCACACACAAACCAACGGCGAAGACGACGACGACGACUUCGAAGAGGCACGCGAUACAUUCGAUGAACAGAGAUUAGGUCCACCGCCCAAGCUAGUCGAAGUAUCCAAGAUGGAGGCGCCGCGUUUGGUCGAGGUCAGCAGUCCGACGCAAAAGAAGUCCACAGAGUCUCCAGCCGGCCGCAACAGCAUUGGUAGUGGGAGUCGGUUUACGGAGGAGCUGUAAGAUAUGGCAGAAUCCGCCGGAUGAGGGUCGAAUAUCAUGGUGGGGAGAACAAGAGGGACGGAAGGAUACGGAGCGACCGAUACUCGAUAUUGCUUAUCUGGAUGAGCUUGAUGAUUGAUUACUGGAUAUUUGCGAUAUCCAGUCUAUGUGCUGUCAAUUUUGCAUGCUACGCUAUGUUAUGCUAUACCAGGGUUUACGCUAGGAUUAAGUUGCAUGUUACAGCAUCUCAUACCAGAUGAAUGUCACUACCUGAAUGCUAGCAUCGUGCAUGUCCAUGGCUUUCUAUUUAACGAUGCAUAGGCUGAUGGUUAAUAACAUCGUAGACACCAUCAUAUACC